GCGCUCCUGCCUCUCUCACACUCAGCCAGUCCGAGCUCCUGUCAUCGAUAUCCUGCUCCUCCGUCACUUCCGUCCAACCACCGCCGCCGACGCAAUUGCGAACUUCGAAGCCACCGUUGCAGCGUCGCAUCUUCCUUCCCCUCCGUUGCGCAGCAACCGUCGCGACUUUCUUCCCCUCCAUCGCGCAGCCACCGUCGCAACGUCGAAGCCUCCGUCGCGCAGUCGCCCCACCGGCACCAACUCUGUUCCACCUUCAACCAUCGAUCGUGCUCCACUGCUCCCUGUCCCCCUCUUGUGUCAGCUUUGUCCUGUUCUGCGCUCCCUCAGUCCCUGAUACCAUUGUCGUCUCCGAGCACCGUUGUCAUCUUCUUUAAUUCCAUCUUUGAUAUAGAUCAAACAACCACGGCGGUGCCAAUUCGGAACAAGAUGAUCAUUGCUUGGAGAUAUUCUCACUACCGAUGAUCACUCUGAGCUUGGCAUUCCUCCCUCUGCAUCAUUUCUUUCAGCUCGACGUGCCUUCCAACAUAGCCGGUUUUCUUGUGCCUUAUUUUGGUGGAAUGAUCUAAUUGUCGUUUCUGUGGUGCUUGAAGGAACUAUUAAGUGAAUUUUUCAUCUUGAUCUGCAUUGUCUUUGAAUUAGGCUGAAGAGAUGAGAACUCAGCAAGACAAGUUUGUUAGAUUUUCCCCUCAUGUGUUCCUUCUUCUCUGCGGAAUUCUAGGAUCUGCACUAUUUCAAUGAGUAAGGCUUCAAGUUACAUACCAACUGCUCCAAUUUUUCUUCUUGAAGGACCUUGGAAGGAGGAAUGGCUACAACCUUAAACAUGGCGAUGCCCGUGUCCAUGUGGAGCCCUACACAGACGAAGACAACCAUAACUGUUGCCCAACCCCGCGAGUUCCAAAGCCAAAAGUUGAAUACAUUGCUGAAAGCAAUAACAUCUUCGACAACUUUGAGACAACUAAAGCAAGUGCACGCUCAAAUCCUGCGCUCCAACCUGGAACGCUCUCACUCCCUCCUCAUCCGCCUGCUCCUCUCCUCCGCCGCCUUCUCCUCCGAGUACGCCGUCUCCCUCUUCUCCCAAAUCCCAAACCCUCCCACCCAUUUUUCCAACCAACUCCUCCGCGACUUCUCUCGCGGCCCCACACCCUACAACGCUCUCUUGCUCUAUUACACCCUCAGGACAUGUGUCCCCCUUGCUCUUGACAACUUCAGCUUCCCUCCUUUGCUUAAGGCAGUUUCCAGAGCCUCUGCUUUGAACCAAGGUUUGGAGAUUCAUGGCUUUGCUUCCAAGUUGGGUUUCGAUGCUGACCCUUUCAUUCAAACGGGUUUGAUUGGUAUGUAUGCGGCUUGUGACCGCAUUGUGGAUGCACGCUUGCUGUUUGACAAAAUGUCUCAUCGGGAUGUUGUUGCUUGGAAUAUUAUGUUUGAUGGGUACUGCCAAAAUGGUGGUUAUGAUCGUGUUUUGGAGCUAUAUGAGGUGAUGAAGAGUUCUGGUGUGGAACCAGAUGGUGUGAUUUUCUGUACUGUGCUUUCUGCUUGUGGUCAUGCUGGGAAUUUGAGCUAUGGCAAAGCAAUCCAUGAGCUCAUUCGGAAAAGAGAUCUGGUUCUUGACUCUCACUUACAGAGGGCCUUAAUUAACAUGUAUGCAAACUGUGGUGCAAUGGAUUUGGCUCGGAAGCUGUAUGAUGAAUUCUCCACAAAACACUUGGUUGUUUCUACUGCAAUGCUUUCAGGGUAUGCAAAGCUUGGAAUGGUUAAAGAGGCUCGUAUGAUAUUUGACGAGAUGAUUGAAAAGGACUUGGUGUGUUGGAGUGCAAUGAUAUCUGGUUAUGCUGAGAGUGAUCAGCCUCACGAGGCUCUUAAAUUGUUUGAUGAAAUGCAGCUGCACAGAAUAGUUCCUGAUCAGAUAACAAUGCUGAGUGUCAUUUCCGCUUGUGCUCAUGUUGGUGCGCUUGAAAAAGCAAAAUGGGUUCAUACAUAUGUAGAUAAAAAUGGAUUUGGAAGAGCUCUGUCUGUCAACAAUGCUCUAAUUGAUAUGUAUGCCAAGUGUGGGAGCUUGGACAGAGCAAGAGAGGUAUUUGAGAACAUGCCAAGAAAAAAUGUGAUAUCUUGGUCCAGUAUGAUCAAUGCUUUUGCCAUGCAUGGGGAUGCUCAUAGUGCCAUAAACCUCUUCCAUAGGAUGAAAGUAGAACAUGUUACGCCCAACGGUGUUACAUUUAUUGGUGUACUUUACGCAUGCAGUCAUGCGGGUUUGGUUGAAGAGGGCCAGAACUUCUUUUCAUCCAUGAUUGAUGAGCAUGGCAUCUCUCCCAAGCUUGAGCACUAUGGUUGCAUGAUUGACCUGUAUUGUAGAGCCAACCUCUUGAGGAAAGCUAUUGAGGUUAUUGAGACAAUGCCGUUCGCUCCAAAUGUUAUCAUUUGGGGAUCCCUUAUGUCUGCUUGUCAAGUGCACGGUGAGGUUGAAUUAGGUGAAUUUGCAGCCAAACGACUUCUUGAGAUAGAACCUGAUCAUGAUGGAGCCCUUGUAGUUUUGUCAAACAUUUAUGCCAAAGAAAGAAGAUGGGAUGAUGUUGGAUUGAUAAGGAAAUUGAUGAGUCAUAGAGGCAUCUCCAAGGAGAGGGCAUGCAGUAGGAUUGAAAUGAAUAAUGAGGUGCACGAGUUCAUGAUGGCCGAUAAAUAUCAUGAAAAAUCAGAUCAAAUAUAUGAGAAAUUAGGUGAGGUAGUGAGUGAAUUGAAGCUAAUUGGCUACACACCAAGUACCUCAGGCAUUUUGGUUGAUAUAGAAGAGGAAGAGAAGAAAGAACUAGUUCUCUGGCAUAGUGAGAAAUUAGCAUUAUGUUAUGGGCUAAUAAGUGGGAGGAAAGAGUCAUCAUGUAUUCGCAUAGUUAAAAAUCUCAGAAUAUGUGAGGAUUGCCAUACCUUCAUGAAGUUGGUUUCGAAAGUGUAUCAAAUAGAGAUUGUUGUGAGAGAUAGAACUAGGUUUCACCAUUGCAAAGGUGGUGUCUGUUCUUGUAGAGACUAUUGGUGACUUUUAUAUCAUUUUUUUCUAUUUGUAAAUUAAACUAUAGUAUCACAUAUUUUCAUCUUCAUUGAUA
Molecule: messenger RNA, 3092 nt
Organism: Arachis stenosperma
Lineage: Eukaryota; Viridiplantae; Streptophyta; Magnoliopsida; Fabales; Fabaceae
Product: pentatricopeptide repeat-containing protein At4g14820
Exons: 6
Coding region: 803-3025 (740 amino acids)
Biological process (GO): RNA modification
Molecular function (GO): protein binding; RNA binding; zinc ion binding
Source: RefSeq, a predicted model, not a curated record